This is a messenger RNA of Jaminaea rosea, 2190 nucleotides long. RefSeq lists its product as hypothetical. The record is from RefSeq and is a predicted model, not a curated record. Lineage: Eukaryota; Fungi; Basidiomycota; Exobasidiomycetes; Microstromatales. The transcript has a single exon. Bases 161 to 2125 code for a protein of 654 amino acids.
GAUUUCUUGAAAGCCAUCCGCGUCGAGAAAGACGCUCAGCAACAUCAAUCCGCUAUCUUCAAGCAGCCAAGACAUCAAGGAACAUGACUUGAGGGAUUCUAAGCGCUCUACACCAGUCAAGGCUGUCAGUACUGGUCAAUCCGCCUCGUCACGCGCCGCCAUGACCUCGCGCAGCUGCCCACAAUGCGGCCAUACGGGCCCCUUCGAAGUGGUCGACGAAGUGAUGUGCGCCGUUUGUGUCUGCGGCCACAUGUUUCAGGAGGAUCUCGCCCUGUUCUCCCUCACACACGAUUAUGGCCGCGAUGUCGCACUACCUUCGCAAUACAGAGCCGAAGCCCCGCACCCUGAUUUUACCGGCGCCAUGGAACUCAGGCGCCGUCGAGCUGCUACUGGGCCUGAGAUGACGAGGGCGCAUAAGCUCGUCUACCACUAUCAUCAGGCCAAACAAGCCAAGUCGUGGCUCAAGAUGGUGGUCAGACGACUAGUAGGGGAGAGGGCCGCAGUCAACAACCCGUACGAAAGGCGCAUCUGGGCCGUCUUUGAGUCGUUGAAGGCCGAGGCGCAGAAGACUUACGUGACGCGAUCUAGGAAGAGCGACCAUAGCAAGGGGCCGCAUCAAAUAGCCACAGACGUACAGGAAGACCUCCAAGUCCCUUCUGCGUCGCCAUCAGCGAAGCAGAGCUCGAGCGACAAAGUCUACAAUUCACAAGGCCUCACAUGGGGAAGUGCCGCCUCUGCAGCGCUCUGUGCUUGCACAUACGCCUGCUUCAAGGAGAGUGACGACACUCAACACACCCGAGAUCCACUCCAACGUCGUGCCUUCAGUCUGCACCUCGUAGCCUCCUGCUGCGAUGUCACCCAUGCGCAGGCAAGAAAAUGGGCAAAGAGACUCAAGCGGUUCCUACCUGGGCGAUUCGCGACGCUGGUAUUCGACACGCCCGAGAUGCACGUAGACCAGGUAGUCAAGUGGCUUGGCGAGCAAGCAGCAUCAUGGACGCCCAGCACAUUACUCGACGUAAAGCACAACUUGCCCGUCCUGCGGAAUCGCCUCGUCGACUGGAAGGAGGUCCGCCGCCUCUCGCGUCUGCUUUGCUCUCUCGUCUUCGACAGUUCAGAAGAAGAGGGACAGAACGACCCCCGCGACAAGAUGGUUGCCUGCGAGCUCUUGUCCACGCCCGGUGACUGGGCAUACAUGGUUGUUCUCUGGGCCAUUGGCGCCUUGCUCGGGAAGCGCCUCAUGGGCAAGCAAUGGGUGCGUCGCGAUCUCAUCUGGGCAAGCUUGGGCGUCGAGCCAGCCAAGCCGCAAGCCAAGGAUGACGAGGAUAGUGGCGCAAGCGAGGAUGACGGCGAAGAGGAGGCUCCCGCGCAGCUCGACGCUAGCAGCAGUAAUGCCCCCAAUUGGCCGUUCAUCUCUCUAUACCACGAUAUCGGCAUCUACCUCUCCUGCAAGGCUCUGCAGCUGCCAUGGGUCGAUGCACACUCCAUCAAACGUACAAAGGGUGGGCGCGACGUGUUGAAGGAUGGCGAGGAGGUCAAGUAUCUCCGCGACGUUGUCGAGUUCUCGGCCAGCCUACGAGGGGGUGACGAUCAAGGGCAGCAGGCUCCAACUCUAUCCAAGAGAGCACAGAAAGCCAACAAAGCCGCCUCUCCCUCCCUGCCAAUCGCGAUGCCUCCUCAGUUCCCCACUUUCGCAACAAUCCCCUCAGACCGUCCCUCGUACACGGCACGCAACUUUCCCCAACUCUCGGCCGACCCUGCACUGAUCGAUAGUCUGGACCCUGCCACGGUGGAUGCCCUGCUCUUUCGUCCUGGGGAGAUGGAUGGGUUCUUGCGUUCCGAAGAGGGAGAUAGACGGAAGUUGGAAGGAUACAAGAGGACCGUGGGGCAUUGGGAAAGCGAUGAGGAGAACGAGAGCGCGGCAGAGCAGGAUGAUGGUCAGGCUAAGAAGAAGAGAAAGAAGGUGAGCGGAACAGGACAAGCAGCAGGCUGGGAGGAGCAAGGGGCCGAGAGGGCUCAGACCCCGUCGAGGACGUCACAGGGCGGCGAUGAAGAGAAUGGCGAGGAGGAAGAAGAGGACGACGAGGAUGCGGAGGUCCUGAGUCUGCACUCAGAGCAUUAUCGAUAGCUUUUACACAUCAUACCACGCACAUGCGUUCAUACCUUGCAAUCAUCAUCAUACAUUCAUCAUCA